This is a messenger RNA of Salvia hispanica, 1724 nucleotides long. NCBI's taxonomy places the organism in Eukaryota, Viridiplantae, Streptophyta, Magnoliopsida, Lamiales, Lamiaceae. The record is from RefSeq and is a predicted model, not a curated record.
UGCCUCAUGCUUUGCCUUUCUCUCUUUUACUUGAAAAAAGAUUGAUUUUUUUUAAGCAUCGCCUGUGUGAAAAUUAAGAUGCAUUGAUCCUCUUUUUGUAUAAAACCCCCCUCCAUUUAUGAUAAAUGCUGAUAUGUAUUCUUUAAAUUUCCCUCCUUUUAAUGCAUUAAGCUGAAUUUGUGUUGAGCUUCAUAUGAAAAGAUAAGUUGUGAUUAUAGAGGUGUAUUGCGUUAGUUGAUUGAAUGAUUUAGAAAAACAUGGGUGGUGGAAUUGGGGGAGGGAGGGUGGAGGUGAUUGAUGCUAAGGGGUGUUCGAGGCUGUUCAUGGAUUUUUCUUCCUCAUUCAGAGGAAUCCCCACAUUUUCUUUGGAGCCUCCGUCUGAAAGUCCGGUUAAAACUGUGAAAAGGAAAGGUCCUUUCUCCGGCCUUGUCAUUUGCGUGACGGGGCUCUCUAAAGAAACAAGGAAGCAGGUGAAGGAAGCAACAGAGAGAUUGGGAGGUCACUAUAGUCCUCAUCUCCAUCCUCGCUGCACUCACUUGGUGGUUCAGAUAUCCUCUCUUAGUGCACGUAUUAGUAUCUUUCAUGGAUGUAAGUUUGAGCACGCUAUGCAACACGGAACUACUAAGGGUUUACUCCUGGUAACAAUUGGGUGGUUUGUGGAUAGUGUCAAGAGGAAUGUUAGGCUGAAAGAAACACUGUACAGUGUUAAUAGCAUUGGAGAUGAUGGUUUAGCAAUUAUCGACUUCAAACGGCUUGAUCAAAGCUCUGGUGCAGAAAAUUCGUGUCUGCCUUCUGGUUUACUGAAGCAUACUAAACAAUCCGACCUCUGUGGAGCUCCUGGUUCCCAGUUUUCAGAGAGGGAGAGAAAAAGACACUCUACUUCGUCAUCCUUUUCCGGUCAAACCUUUUACGUUGAUGUAGAUGUACCAGCAGAACUUCUCAGUAAGGUUUCUGAGGCUCUCUCUGCUGAAGGUGCUAUCUUACUAGAUCAAUGGUUUGUUGGCUGCAAUGCUACUUAUGGCGCGACUAGGGUGACUUGUUCUGCCGAAAAAACCAGUUAUGAAGAGAGGCGAAUGAAGGUGAGCCUAGCCAAAGAUGGUCUCAGAAAGUGUCAGAACCAUCAAAUGCAGAUUCACAUUGUUGUGAUAGAAAAAAAAUCCGAGGCUUCGUUUGUGAACUUGUCUCGACCCCUCACAGAAAGCGUGAAGUCCGAGUUAAUACUAAAAGGACGUUUCCUCACGAUCAUGUUCCCUGUCGACCGGUUCUCUGAGAUGGGACCUUGUGCAAGGACAUUCUUCAGCAACAAAGGGUUUACAUGUAUGCAGGUGUUGGAUUAUAUCUAUGCAUUUUACCAGGAGAAUAUGUCUAGUGAGGAAAUAGAACUUGCCAUCUACACAGACUCGAGACACGCUGACCGACUUAGGUCCAUCUACUCGAGCAAGGAAACAGCAGAGCGCGGUUAUGUAGAAUUCAGACGGAUUGAUUUUCUUGGCAGUCGGAGGAGUUUUGAAAUGUUGAAACGCGUACAAGGCGACAAUAAUAGUAACCUGUACGAGUUAUUGAUCCGAGCAUGAGCUGCGUGUUCUUGCCAUUCAUCGCCUCUGCUAAGAGAUUUGAAACAAGGGAAGGGACAUAUAUAUAUAUAUAUAGGGAUGUGAUCAUAUCAUAACUAAUAUUUAUGGUAAUAACCUAAUAACCCUCAUUUUAUGGACGAAAAAUAUCAU